AUGAAUUUGACAAAAUCUUGUGUUUCUAAUUUUAAUGGUCCAAAAAUGUGGAAGUUCCUUCUUGUUAUUUGGGGUUUGGUGGUGGUAGGGACUGAACCUGCCACAGUGAUAUCUCAACUUCAAAUGGAAGCAAAUGCUAUAUUGAACAGUGGGUGGUGGAAUAUAUCUGAUGGACGCUUCAAUAUCUCUCAUCGUUGUAAUUGGUCUGAAAUAACUUGCAACGAGGCUGGAAGCAUAAGAACAAUUCGCAUAGACCCUAAGCGUAUACAUAGUGAAGCGUCGUCGGGGAAACAUUUUACAACACUUAACAUGUCUGCUUUCAACAAUUUAGAAAGCCUUAUUUUCAGACAAAUUGGACUACAAGGGACUAUUCCCACAGAAAUUGGUCUUCUCUCCAAGCUCACUCAUCUUGAUAUGUCCGACAAUUUUCUUCAAGGUGAGAUGCCUCUUUCGCUAUGUAACCUUAGACAAUUAAGGUACCUAGAUAUCUCUUACAAUAAACUUGAUGGAUCCAUUCCUAAUGAGGUGUGUUACAUUAAAAAUCUCACUACAUUAAAUCUAUCUAAUAACUUCUUUAAUGGGAGUUUUCCUAUUUUCAUCAUAGGAAUUGAACUAACUCAUCUUGAUUUGUCUAGAAAUUAUCUUGAAGGUGAGGUGAAUCCUUCAAUUGCAAACCUUAGACAAUUAGAGUACUUAGACAUCUCUUUUAACAAUUUUCAAGGUUCCAUUCCUCCUCAAUGGUGGCUCCUAAAAAAUCUCACCACAUUAAAUUUAUCUAACAAUAGAUUCAAAGGUGAGAUACCUUCUUCUUCGCUAGAAAAUCUCAAGAAAUUACAGUACCUAUACAUCUCUAACAACUACAUUGAAGGUUCCAUUCCUCUUGAGUUAGGAUUCCUGAAAAAUCUCACAACAUUAAAUCUAUCUCGCAAUAGAUUCAAUAGAAGCUUGCCUAUAUCCCUUAUAAAUCUCACACAAUUACAAUACCUCGAUCUUUCAUACAAUUUUUUCACCGGUUCCCUCCCAUCUAACUUCGGUCAAUUAAGCAAAUUGCAAGUGUUGCAGUUAAAAAACAACUCCAUAGGAGGGAUCUUUCCCAUUUCACUGAAUAAUCUUUCUCAAUUAGAAAUUCUUGACAUUUCUCACAAUUUUCUUCUUGGUACACUUCCUUCCAAUUUUUUUCCAUUGACUGGUAACAAAAUUUCAAUUGACCUCAGUCAUAACCUCAUAAGUGGUAAAAUUCCAUCUCAGUUUGGGAAAUUUUACCAACUUAAUUUAAGCAAUAAUAAUCUUAUCGGAACAGUUCCACAAUCUCUCUGUAAUCUAAGUAACAAUUUUAUAAAUGUGGACAUUUCCUUCAAUUAUUUGAAGGGCCUUAUUCCAAAUUGUAUUGAUCCUCACACGAUAAUAGGGAACAAGGAUGUAUGUAGUGACAUUUUACAUGAACAAAUCAACUUCCACUUUAAAGCUUGCAAGAAAAGUUAUAAAUUAAAGCCUGUUGUUGUCAUCGUUCUUCCUACCUUUAUCAUUUUAAUCCUAGCCUUCUCACUUCUCAUAUGCUUCAUUCUUGGUCAUAAUUCUAUUAAGAACAAGCGUGCAAGCACAACAACAAUAGCGAAGAAUGGAGAUUUGUUUUGUAUUUGGAAUUAUAAUGGCAAAAUAGCACACGAUGACAUCAUUAGAGUAACCGAAGACUUUGACAUGAGAUAUUGCAUUGGAACAGGAGCAUAUGGAAGUGUUUACAAGGCACAAUUACCAUGUGGAAAAGUUGUUGCCUUAAAGAAACUUCACGGAUAUGAAGCAGAGGUGCCAGCUUUUGAUGAGAGUUUUAGAAAUGAAGUGAACAUAUUAUCCGAAAUAAGGCACCGACAUAUUGUGAAGCUUUAUGGAUUCUGCUUGCACAAAAGAAUCAUGUUUUUGAUCUAUCAAUACAUGGAGAAAGGAAGUUUGUUUUCUGUCUUGUAUAAUGAUAUAGAUGCCGUCGAAUUCAAAUGGAGAAAAAGGGUUAACAUUAUUAAAGGAGUUGCAUCUGCUCUAUCAUAUCUUCAUCAUGAUUUUACCUUUCCAAUAGUGCAUAGAGACAUAUCUAGUGGAAAUAUCUUGCUGAACAAUGAGUGGCAGCCUAGUGUUUCUGACUUUGGCACAGCUCGACUCCUUCAACAUGAUUCAUCCAAUCAAACAAUAGUUGCUGGAACAAUUGGAUAUAUAGCUCCUGAGCUUGCCUAUACUAUGGUUGUGAGUGAAAAGUGUGAUGUAUAUAGUUUUGGUGUAGUGGUACUAGAAACUUUAAUGGGAAGGCACCCUAAGGAAAUAUUGUCGUCACUUCAGUUAGGAUCAGCUCAAAGCAUGAAAUUAUGUGAAGUAUUAGACCAACGUCUUCCACAACCAAAUAAUGUGACGGUUAUACUCGGCAUAAUUCGUGUAGCUGUAAUAGCAUUUGCAUGCUUAAAUAUCAAUCCUUGCUCUCGACCAACAAUGAAAUGUGUGUCACAAUGUUUUGGCAUUGAGCUUCCUCCAUUAACCAUUCCUUUGAGUGAAAUUUCGAUACAGCAACUUAUGAGUCAAGAAUUCAAAGCAUUAUUUCAUAUUGUUGGCCCUGAAAAGCAAAACUUGUAAACUAACUAUUGUGUUAGAUAUAUGUUGCAUAUAGCAUUGCAUUUUGUGUGUGUGUUCUAGUGUUUAGGCCUAGAUUGAGCUAGCU
This is a messenger RNA of Trifolium pratense (red clover), 2698 nucleotides long. RefSeq names its product MDIS1-interacting receptor like kinase 2-like. Gene Ontology annotation, cellular component: plasma membrane. Gene Ontology annotation, biological process: protein phosphorylation; hormone-mediated signaling pathway. Lineage: Eukaryota; Viridiplantae; Streptophyta; Magnoliopsida; Fabales; Fabaceae. The record is from RefSeq and is a predicted model, not a curated record. Gene Ontology annotation, molecular function: protein binding; ATP binding; protein kinase activity. The coding region runs from base 1 to 2613 and encodes 870 amino acids. The transcript is spliced from 2 exons.